GCAGGCAGGCCAGGGAGGAGCGAAGGGGCCUAGAGGGCUCCGGGAGAACUGUGGGAGGUUGGCGGCGGAGGGAGUGGGUCCCGGGCUGCACUGGCUGGAGCGAGAGCCCGGCUCGCAGUACCCCCGAGGAGUGGCUUAGAGGGCGGACAGACAGUCGGCAGGGAGGGGAGGGCCAGCAUGCUGCCCCUGCUGCACCCCGCCUGGCCGCUGCUCCUGGGCGCCACGCUGACCUUCCGGGCACUCAGGCGCGGGCUCUGUCGCCUGCCCCUGCCCUCGCACGUGCGCACCGACCCCCUGCGUACCUGGCGCUGGCACAACCUGCUGGUCUCUUUCACCCACUCCAUUGUGUCAGGGAUAUGGGCGCUGCUGUGUUUAUGGCAGACUCCGGAGAUGCUGGUGGAGAUUGAGACGGCGUGGUCGCUCUCUGGCUAUUUGCUCGUUUGCUUCUCUGCAGGUUAUUUCAUCCACGACACGAUAGACAUUGUGAUUAGUCGUCAGGCCAGAGCUUCUUGGGAAUACCUUGUUCACCAUGUCAUGGCCAUGGGUGCCUUCUUCUCAGGCAUCUUCUGGAAGAGCUUUGUUGGUGGAGGCGUCCUAACACUACUGGUGGAAGUCAGCAACAUCUUCCUUACCAUGCGCAUGAUGAUGAAAAUCAAUAAUGCCCAAGAUCUCCUCCUCUACCGCCUCAACAAAUAUGUCAACUUGGUCAUGUACUUUCUCUUCCGCCUGGCCCCUCAGGCCUACCUCACCAACUUCUUCCUGAAGUAUGCAGGCCAGAGGACCCUGGGCACCUUUCUGCUGGCCAUCCUGCUCAUGCUGGAUGUGAUGAUCCUCAUCUACUUUUCCCGCCUUCUCCGUUCUGACUUUUGUCCUGAACGUAUACCCAGCCACCAACACAAAGACAAAUUCUUGACUGAGUGAGAGGAACAGAGCCUGGACAUGUGGCAAGAACAGCAAACAUAACUAGAACAGAAACAGACCAUUUAUAAACUGGGUCUAUCCCAAGCCUGGACAUCCCUAGGGGCCAGUCUGUACCCUGAGCCUACUACACCCACACUAUUGAAAACACUAAUGAAAGCAUUCCUCUGAAGCCUUAAAAUCUUCUCUUGGGCAACUAGAGAGGGGAGCAGACAAACCGGUUGGACAUGGUAUGUGGGUGUGAGGACAAGGAGCCAACCCAAACCCAGCCAAUUCACAGACCUGAAAUGAUGCUAAUGACAAUUCUAAACGUCCAGGGAUAAAGGAAAAGGGGAUCCUGUAAAGCUUAUUCCCUUGUCCCAAUGAGUUGUCCUAAGACAAAAAUAACCUUCACCUGAAUAAUAAAAUAUCUCUGGUGGUAUCUACA
This is a messenger RNA of Octodon degus (degu), 1345 nucleotides long. It is a transcript of the gene Tlcd1, whose product is annotated as TLC domain containing 1. Gene Ontology annotation, biological process: phospholipid homeostasis; plasma membrane organization; membrane assembly. Lineage: Eukaryota; Metazoa; Chordata; Mammalia; Rodentia; Octodontidae. The transcript has 4 exons. Gene Ontology annotation, cellular component: plasma membrane. The record is from RefSeq and is a predicted model, not a curated record. Bases 178 to 921 code for a protein of 247 amino acids.